Messenger RNA from Labeo rohita (rohu), 4200 nucleotides. RefSeq names its product bone morphogenetic protein receptor, type IAa (gene bmpr1aa). The transcript has 13 exons. The record is from RefSeq and is a predicted model, not a curated record. Gene Ontology annotation, molecular function: transforming growth factor beta receptor activity, type I; ATP binding; SMAD binding. Lineage: Eukaryota; Metazoa; Chordata; Actinopteri; Cypriniformes; Cyprinidae. Gene Ontology annotation, biological process: cellular response to growth factor stimulus; dorsal/ventral pattern formation; BMP signaling pathway. Gene Ontology annotation, cellular component: plasma membrane; signaling receptor complex. The coding region runs from base 522 to 2105 and encodes 527 amino acids.
UGAGCUGUCCGCAGUCACUGUAGUGUAGUAAGUGCAAUACGCUCCACUGUGGUGGUCAGCGCAGACCCUUAACAGACCUCAGUGAGAGUCGAUCACGAUCACAACUACAAACGAACCUUCUGAGUUAUUCGAGAGCUCAGUAAAUUGACGGAGUAUACGGAAAUAAGAUUUACUGAAGAAUCGGGUUUUGAGGUACUAUGCCAGAAUCCAAAUGCCAUUUAGACAUUCAGCCACCUGGAUCCGAAUGACACCUGUAGCCAGCCUCCAUGCUUACCAAACACUAUGCCAAGAUACUUCACAGAAAUGGAUCUUUCUGUACGUGCCGUGGACCCCAUGAGGAAGGACCUCUAAGUUUCUAGUGCCAUCAUCCCCCAGCUUUUCCUCUGAUUCUCUGCAUCUCUUCAGCCAUAUUUUUAAUUGCUCCACCUUUACGUUCGUGUUCACCGGGAUUUCAGGAACAUCAGCAACCAUCAUCACUGGUCUCAUCCUCACCUCAAAGGUUACGACAGCGCUAUUUGACGAUGACGAUGUAUGUCACUGUGGUUUUAGCCGGAGUCUGCCUGCUUCUGAGGCUCUGCACUGGCGCAGGUCAGAAUCCCGACCACGUGCUACAGGGCACUGGAGUAAAGCCUGGAUCAGACUCCAGAAGGCCCGGGGAUGACUCUACUGUUGCUCCAGAAGAUGCUGCCCGCUUCCUCAGCUGCCACUGUUCAGGGCACUGCCCUGAUGAUGCCAAGAACAACACCUGCGAGACGAAUGGGCAGUGCUUCGCCAUCAUUGAAGAAGAUGAAAAUGGAGACGUGAUCUUAAGCUCAGGCUGUAUGAAAUAUGAGGGCUCUCACUUUCAGUGCAAGGAUUCACAGUUUGCACAGACACGUCGAACCAUCGAAUGCUGCCAGUUUGACUUUUGUAAUCGAGACCUAAAGCCAGAGUUACCGCCUCGAGACACCGAACCACCAGACCCUCACUGGCUGGCCUUCCUUAUUUCAGUGACUGUGUGCUUCUGCACCCUCAUCUGUGUCACUGUCAUCUGUUAUUACAGGUAUAAGUGGCAGACAGAGAGGCAGCGCUACCACAGAGACCUGGAGCAGGACGAGGCUUUUAUCCCAGCAGGAGAAUCUCUGAAAGAUCUCAUCAACCAGUCACAAACCUCAGGCAGUGGCUCUGGGCUCCCUCUGCUGGUACAGCGCACCAUUGCAAAACAGAUCCAGACGGUGCGUCUUAUUGGAAAAGGCAGGUAUGGAGAGGUGUGGCUCGGCCGGUGGAGGGGGGAGAAGGUAGCAGUGAAAGUGUUCUUCACUCGAGAGGAAGCCAGCUGGUUUAGGGAGACAGAGAUCUACCAAACCGUGCUCAUGAGGCACGAGAACAUACUAGGCUUCAUUGCUGCUGACAUAAAUGGCACUGGAGCCUCUACGCAGCUGUACCUAAUCACAGACUACCAUGAGAACGGCUCUCUGUAUGACUAUUUGAAGUUCACCACUCUGGACACACAGGCCCUGCUCAAACUGGCCUACUCUGCAGCCUGUGGCUUGUGUCAUUUGCACACAGAGAUCUACGGCACGCAGGGAAAACCAGCCAUUGCUCACAGAGACCUGAAGAGCAAGAACAUCCUCAUAAAGAAAAACGGCACCUGUUGCAUCGCUGACCUCGGGCUUGCUGUGAAAUUCAACAGUGACACAAAUGAAGUGGACAUCCCACUGAGCACACGAAUGGGCACCCGGCGCUAUAUGGCUCCAGAGGUCCUGGAUGAGACUCUAAAUAAGAACCACUUCCAGGCCUACAUCAUGGCGGACAUCUACAGCUACGGACUGGUCAUAUGGGAAAUGGCCAGACGCUGUAUCACUGGAGGUAUCGUUGAGGACUAUCAGCUACCAUAUUAUGAGAUGGUGCCCUCAGAUCCGUCUUAUGAGGAUAUGCUGGAGGUUGUGUGUGUCAAAGGACUGCGGCCCACUGUAUCCAACAGAUGGAACAGUGAUGAGUGUUUGAGGGCCAUGUUAAAGCUGAUGUCAGAAUGCUGGGCCCACAAUCCUGCAUCACGCCUGACCAUCCUACGAGUCAAGAAGACUUUAGCAAAAAUGGUGGAAUCUCAAGACAUUAAAAUCUGAUCAGCAGCUUUUAUUUCGCCUUUGACAUCAUUGUCCCCUUCACGGAGGAGAGCUUGUUAUAUUAUUUCACAACUUUGAAAUAAUAUAACAAGCUCUCUUUCUCUCCUGGAUCAGACAAUGGUGCGUUUGCUGCUUUCUGUGAAAGCUGUAUCAUUGCAAACUUGGAUUACUGCAACAGACUGAAACAGUAAAGUGGGAUCUUCUGGAGGUUUUGGGAAAGGUUGACAUAAACCCCACUGCCUUAAAAUACACUCAAGUUAUCUGCAUAUGUGUCUUUAGAUUCUGGGAUAAACUUCCUGCCAUAUGGAUGAAAUGCUGUUGACUUCUCAUGGAAUCUGUGUAAAGCAUACUGUGAUUGUAAUGUACGACGUGUAAUAUAUUAUAGUAAUAGAUGAACUGACAACAGAGCAAAACUAUAUCAAUAUAAUCUCGUCCAGUUGAGAGCUGUUGUAUCUGUCGACCUAAUAUGUGGCAUUCAAAAAUCAAAACUUAACUAUUCACCUUUUUGUUUAACGCAGAAGUACGCCUAUGGGUGAGACUUCCUGUUCAUCAUCGCUAUAGGGAAAUAACAAGAAUGUAACAAGAGCUGUUUUGUACAGCUAAAAAUAGCUGGACACAUUUGAGACCAGAAGCCAAACCCAUAAAAUUUACAACUGGUCGCACUCUUACGGAGAGAAAAAGGUGGAUACAGUAGUUCUUUUCUCGUCCCCCACAGAAGGUUAAAGGUGAAAAGAUGCAUCAUGCUUUUUCAGUAGAUGCAGUUUUUUUUUUACGAGUGUCAAAAAAAUAGCCUAAAUCAUGUAUUGUUUGCGUUUUCAAAGCAUGCCGUUUUAACAUCCUCAGAAUAGAAAACAUUCCCAGUGCAUUUUUUCACUAAGCCUUUGACCAUAUAUUUUCAUAAAGUAAACCAGCUGUCAAUACAUCUCAUUUUAAUUAGAAAAGAAAAGUCUUCAUACUGACUACCGUCAGUAUGAACAGCUUCAAACAUGCCAAACUCACUGAGCGUAGUUUGUUGGGGGAUAGGUACAUUCCUGAGUUCACGUCAUUUAGAGAUGCUGGGUCAUUUUUUGGUGCGGAUUACGAUGAAUGUGACUUGGUGAUUUUCUGCUCAUAUGUCCUUGCCAAUGUUAUGAAUCAUGUGUUUGAACUGUGUUUAUGUUAAUGAGGUGGCUGAAGGUGAAGGGAACGACUAUAACAUCUGUUAGUCAUCACUGCUUGAUAUUUCAGAAAGGCCUGCCAAAAUGCGGUUUUGGUAGCUGGUACAAUCCAAAACACACAUUAUUGUUGUGUAACAUGUUUACAGAACUCCCAUGCAGAAUUAAUUUUAUUAUUCUUUAGAAAAUGCAGUGUUGUGUUCUAGAAUACUUGUUUAUUAUUCUCCGUGCCAUUGAAAAGACCAAUGUGAUUUGUAAUAGUAGCAAAACAAUUCACAAUAGUUCUUUACACCACUAUCUGGACCCUUAAGACAAGGAAGUGUGAAUAUACAAUGCUUUGAUAACAUCUAAGGUGCUUUGUCACAAUACUUCCGGAACAGGAUGCCCUGAAAUGCCAAAAGGGCAUCUUGAUUAAAACAAUAUGCCAAGGCUACUGACAUGCUUACAAAAGUAUUUAAAAUAUUCUGAAAAUAAAUAAUAGAUCUAUUAAAGGAAACAUUAUCUCACCUCAGAGCGGAUAACUUCAGCAUACUGUACAGUAUGCUAGAGAAACACUAAAUUUGGUGUAUAUGAAAAUACAUUUGUAUACAUUCGUUGCUCUCACUAUACAAGGAAUCUGAGAAAUUGAUCAUUUAUAUCAAAUGCUUUUCUGUGGCUAAAAGGGAUUUAAAGCAUUUACUUGAAAAAUCUCAUCUUUUUUGUUUUGUCUGCAUUUUCCCAAAUAUGAAAUUUUGCAUCCAUCCCCUAUGGCUUCUGUUCUUCAUCCAAACAAUGAGAAUGCACCUACUCACAUAAGUUAUGAAGUAAGUUAAUAGCAUAUGUGUUUUACCAUACUGUAUAUAUGCCUGUAGAUAUUUCGAUGUGCUUCACCAUAGUAUCACUCAGCCCAUCUCAAUGUAAUAUAUUAAACCUGUCUAAUUUGGAAAAACAUUUUUUUUUUU